This is a messenger RNA of Lineus longissimus, 5750 nucleotides long. Its product is annotated as glycine receptor subunit alpha-2-like. Gene Ontology annotation, molecular function: transmembrane signaling receptor activity; chloride channel activity; excitatory extracellular ligand-gated monoatomic ion channel activity. Gene Ontology annotation, biological process: chloride transmembrane transport; nervous system process; regulation of membrane potential. Gene Ontology annotation, cellular component: plasma membrane; synapse; neuron projection. NCBI's taxonomy places the organism in Eukaryota, Metazoa, Nemertea, Pilidiophora, Heteronemertea, Lineidae. Bases 1753 to 3156 code for a protein of 467 amino acids. The record is from RefSeq and is a predicted model, not a curated record. The transcript is spliced from 7 exons.
AAGCUUAUAACGGAGAGGUACGAUCAUUUCUUGAGUGUGCAGCAGCCACUAGCAGUAUUCUGAUCAAAUGCAAAACAACAAAAUAGUGAAGUUUCAGUCACCUGAACAAUACUUCAAAGCAAUAUGUACUGCUGAACCCCAUCAUGCGAUUGCUAUUGGUGUAAUGAUACUUAAACAGCAAGCAAACACAGUAGCAGGAGUACUUCAAGAUAACAACCCGAAAAAAUUGUAAAUUUCACACCAUAGCAAUUUCAUAAUUGCAAAACUUAUGUCAAAUUAGAAGUUGUACACGCGAGAGAUAUUUUUACUUUUGGACUUGUAAUUGCCAUAAAUUGGUUAUCAUGCAGCUUCGAAAUAACAUAAAACACCUAUAUCAAAGCCCAACCCUUCUCAAGCGCAUGGAUAAUUUUUUAUAUCAAUGCCACUUUCUCGAAGAAUAUUCCAUCCGCAUAUUUUCAAUCUUGCGUGAUAUGUCACAUCAUGUCAAAGGUUUUCUAUAAUGCUACUCUUUCCUUUUUUUCAUAUGAUUCCAACGUAAGUAUAUGAAUCACCCGUGUAGUCUUAACUGGAAACGACAAGAGACACAUGCUACAAUGGAUGAUAUCAUAGGACUGCAAGGUUCAGGUUGUCAAGGUUUUAUCAAAGAUAUGAGUUUAAUUUUCUUUCUUUGAAUGAAUGGUAAAUGAAGUAGUUACUCGUAUGGUUCAAGUUUAAAUGAACAGCAGGCCAAUGUUUCGACAAUCUAAAAAAGGAUUUUAGAAAGGAAAAGGUAAGUGAAUAUUUGUAUUCAUCCAUUACAGCUUAAAUUGUCUUAUCACUCGAAUUUCGAUUUGAAAGCCUAGUUACGGCUUAGGUUCACUCCUCCGAUUCCCUUUACCGUCAAAUGUGGGUACUGUGGUCUCCUGACCUUUUUAUUUCAGAUAUUGUUUGAUGGCCCGACAAGGAGGGCAUAAUCACAAUGAUGCAGCAUUACUGAACAAGUCUGAGCCAGAACCAAGCUGACGAGCGCUGUGGUAUAGGGAACGAGGUAGCACUCUCCUCACUAGAUCGAUACAGCUCCAACAUGCGUUAUGCUGCCAAUAGAUGCACAGGUUCCAAACAGCUGCUUCUUCAAAUUAAACAGAGCUGACGGUAAAACAGCACGUGGCUUCAAGUGGCUUGACAUCUUGAUGACAGGAUCCUGUGAUAAUGUUCUGGUAUUAUUUCCUAGUGUUUGACUGGGACUUUCUGAAUGUUGUAAGGAUUUAACAUAACUUUGAUACAGUUCACGAGCGCCGCUUGAAUAGCGAUUUCGAAGAAGGACAGCCAGGUGAAAAGUGAUUAACAAUUCAACUGGGACUCGCAGUGAGGUGUUGAACUGCAUCUCAAGAAGGUAAGAAACCCUAUUUGAACUAGUAACUGUUAAAUGGGAGGAUGAUUCUUUAGAUUAACUGUUUAAGGCUGAAGUUUUGUCAUCACCGACUGUUAUUAUUUGAGUGAGUGCUUUAGUGACAAUACGCCGGCUGGUGACCAGAUGGUAGGAGGUUCAGGCUCGCAUGGCUUUGUUUUACUAAUAUUGCUGGCAGUUGUCGAGAGGGGACACGAUUUCUAAGGAAUUAAAAACCCGUAGCGCACAAUCGUGUUGUGACAGAUUUCACAUCGUGCAACUCCAUCUGAUGGUUUAUAGGAUUAGAACCUGCCUUGUCUCCAGCAAUACGGCCAGCUAGUGGAUAGUUCUGAUGGUCUCUUCAUGUUUUAUACUACAGACCUAACAUGAGUACAUUUGGAUUAAGCUAUAACCACGGUGCACCAAUCGUCAUACUCGUUCUUCUGAUGGUGAAUCACUGGAAAAGAUACCCAUGUGCUCAAGCAGUCGAAAGUCCGUCCGUUGAAAAAAUGUUGACAUUUUUAGAUGACGAAGAAUACGACAAGUACAUCCCUCCUGAUCGAAUUAAUGAAAGACCAACUAAAGUUUGGACAAUGGUUUACAUAAACAGCAUCAGCUCCGUGGAUGAAAUAGCCAUGGAUAUGGAAGUGGACUUAUUUUUACAACAAUGGUGGACAGAUCAAAGGCUUAUCAAUCUGGACAUGCAGGUGGCUAACCCGACCUUCAACGUAGAGGUUGAAGGUGAACUAAAACGUCGUUUAUGGCGGCCUGAUCUUUUCUUUCUCAAUUCAAAGUAUGCCUUUUAUCACACAAUCACCAAGAAAAACUCGGCAAUGCACGUGAUAACGCUGACAGGAGAUAUUUAUGCAACAGAAAGGAUAUCAGUGAAGCUCCACUGUCCGAUGAAACUUUAUCUAUUCCCAAUGGACACACAGAAGUGUAGAAUAAUAAUGACCAGUUAUGCCAUGCGUACAGAUGACGUCAUAUUUCAGUGGCACCGAAAUGGCGACGGCGUGGCGAUAAAUGAAGAGAUGACAUUGCCCAAGUUUGAGAUCGUCGAGGAAGCAGUGGAGUUAAAAUGCGUGAGAAAAUAUAGAACAGGGAACUUCACGUGCCUGACCUUCAGCCUGACAUUGGCCAGAAAAUACGGUUACUACAUCAUCCAAGUGUACAUACCUUCCAUGCUGGUUGUAAUCAUCUCCUGGGUCUCCUUCUUCCUAAGCCCAGACGCAGUUGCUGCUCGUACCUCCCUCGGCGUGGUCACGGUUCUCACAGUAACCACACAAAAUGCCAACGUCAACGAUAGUACGCCGAAGGUAUCUUAUGUCAAAGCCAUUGACGUUUGGCAUGCCGCUUGCCUUUUGUUUGUGUUUGCGGCUUUGCUGGAGUUUGCAGUGGCUAAUUCACUCAGGAGGAAGCAGUUGCGGAGAAAACAAAUCCAGGAGCGUUUAAAAAUGGGUACGCCUGGCCGGGAAGGCUCCCAUCAAGCAGGUGGGGAGAUAGAACUAGACACGGUCUACAGGACAAGUAAAAACUCUUACACUCCGGUGGAUAGCAAUGCUAGCUCAACGUCAAAGCGAGGCUUGAAGAAGAACGCUAAUAAAAAUAAGAAAAGGUCUAUGUGCUCAUGCCUUGGUCGGGUUUUCUGCUUUCCAAGUCGAACGAAAGCCAAACACGUCGACUAUGUUUCCAGGAUCGCAUUUCCUUCUUUGUUUGUGCUUUUCAAUGCUGUGUAUUGGACUAUUUACCAGCACCCAACGUUUAGAAAAUACUUGGAUGCUCAGCACUGAUGAUUGAACGAUACUUGAUUUGAGUUUUCACCACAGUUGGGCUGUAAGCGACCCAAUCAAUGCCUUACUGUGUUGAAUCCUUCCAGACAGCUAUUGAGGUUUACUGGAGAAGAUACUGUUGCAUUAAGUCAGAACAAAGUGAAGGCAGGAAAAGCCACACAACUUCCGCUCGGUUCACCGCAUCCGUGCAAAAUGUAUGUCUGAUAUACUAAUAGUGCGGAUAAAACUCCCUUGUCUGGGUGACUGUUUAUGUGUAUAUGCAGAGAACGACCAUGUGCAUUAUAUCUAGCUUGAAUUGAGUGUUCAGAACUGCUCUAACAUCGGUGAAACAAGAGUUUGUACAUGCGUACUUGGUAAUCUACUAUUUCAUGACUUUUCCAGUUAACGCGACACGGAUCAAAGUGUUUUCUUCAUUUACUUGCUUGUUUUAGUGGUUAUAUCCUGCAUCUUGAGAGGCUCUACUUCGAAAGGUACUCACCACAAUAUUGCAUGAAAAUGUUCACGAUGACUCUAAUAAUGUCUAAUUAAAAUCCACACGUCUUUUUAAAAUCCUUAAAGUUGGGGACGUUUUUUUAUUGCCGCCCGAUACAUGAAGGUUUUGAUACGUCGGCGGGAAGUGUUGAGUUUUUUUGUGUUAUAUAUAAAUUAUUCCAAUCGGUAAUUAUUACGAAUAUAUUGUAUAAGAUUGCGGCGUUUUAUAUUGUUGAUAUUGUACAUAAGCAAAUCAUAAUGCAUGUAACUCGUGAUAUGGCGUGUUUUAAUAUAAUGUGCCUAAUUGUCAUAACUGUGUCUAAUCUACAUGGACAGGCGGUGUUAAAUGAGAAAUAGGUUGCUAAACCACCCAACCAGUCAUGUAGUGGAUCGUUUCUGUGUGUACUGAUGCCUUAUAUCUCGCAUGUCUCAUUUGGAGGGCGGAUCUUGUAAAUAUAUACAUAGAUAAAACUGUAUCUGUAUAUGAUUAUGAAAUUCCUAUUUCAUAGUCAUGACCUUUCAUAAUAUUCUGUACAGGGUUAAGGUACUCCGUCACUGUCUUUACUUUAGUCGUCGUGGAAUCAUAGGUUUGUAUCGUCACUACACUCCCAUGGGGAGGUGGAAACAAGAACUAUGUUUGACACACAAAUAUACCUCCCACCUCCACAAAGGGAGACAGUAGAUCAAAAGAAACCGGCAUGCUCGUGUGUCUCUGCGAGCUGUGAAUGUGUCUCCUGUGAAUGUGUUCUGUCAGCUUGAUCGAAAGACAAUCCCGAAGAUCUUGCCAAGUGUGUAUGAGGUGAGCAUGUUCGCCUGUUGCUGAGAAAGAUGGCUUCCUCUGAACGUUUCGACUUUCUAUAUAACCCUUGCUUAAGACGUUAUUUGUUGAUUGUAUACAUGUAUUAGGAUAAGAAGACUCGUUAAGGCAAGCCACAUGCCUGCAGGACAUUGAUUGUUGUUGCCCAAUCUUAUGAAUGUAGCUCAGAUUUCGCAAAAUUCACAUUAUUGUAGUGUAUGUGUUUGAAGAGUGCUUUAAAGCAAAAGUAUAUUUGGUGUGUGAUAAGACUGUGCGUCGAUGUCGUGAAAGUGAGUGACUGAUACGUGUGGAAUCGGUUGCAGAUUGUUUGCAGUUACUCUGUGCGGACAAUGAAUGUCAUGCAAUGACUGGAGGAAUAUUUGCUGAUGACCGGCUUGAUUGAUUCUGCUCCGCAGAUAGGGCACUGGUGAUUGGUGGAUGGUGGGAAAAAUUGAUGCGGAUAACAGGUUGACUGCGCAGAUAUGGAUGUUUGACCGAUGAGUGAGGGAAAACUGAUGUCCUAUCAGCAUGCGUUGUGUGCUGUUCGUUAUUGUCAUUAUUGCCUGAGUGAAAAUCUUGGCUUUCCUCAAAACAGAGGUAGAUUUCCCUAAAUUUGUAAUGUUCAUGUCGAUCACAAAGAACUUCUUCCCAGAUCGGUUUUUUCCACUGGUUCGUUACACCAUCACUCAAUGUCAAUAUAUUCUGUUCGCCUAUGGCAACAGAGAACACUGAACCUUAUCAAAGGCGGCUUUUCCAUGUCAUGCGGAGGAAGGUGUGUCCGCUGAGCGUUGUUCCGCUGCAUUUGGAAGUGUGUAUUUCAGAUGUGUAUUAUGGCAUUUUUCGUGUGUGCUUCAGAAUUUGAGUCGGUGAUGAUGAUCUAGGCCUACAGGAUCAGUCACAGCAGGGAUAGGGUAUACUAAAACAUUAAAUGUAUUCCCAUGUCUGUGAUUUAAUUCCAUCACAACAUGAAGAGUAUAGUUCCAUCACAACGUUAAGUCUUUAUGUGGCCUGGUGUGCGACAAUCUUGUUCAAUGCGUGAUUGAGGAAUUUAGUGUUGCAUGCGUUAGAGUGGGUGAUAUGGAUUCGACGGCAGAGCAGGAAACCGACGGCACCACCACCCGGCCCCCACCCGACCUUGUACGGAUUGAGACUUUCAGACUUUAGGGAGCACAACGAAGCGGGCACAUGUAGGAAGAUUAGAGAUGACACCGAACUUGUUUUGAGCUAAAGCAAUGCUUGUUUCCAUCUCCUUUUGCUACUGUAUAUAAAGUGACGCUGUACAUUUGCCACUCAAUUAUUUGUUAAUUAAAUGUUUGUGAUUAUUGUA